CUGCCAGGCCGGGCUCAGGCUACUCGGAAGCGACCCAGCGGUUCUGCCUGACACGCCCCGCUCGAGACACCAUGGUGGCAUACUGGCAACAGGCUGGACUCAGCUACAUCCGGUUCUCCCAGAUCUGUGCAAAAGCAGUGAGGGAUGCCCUGAAGACAGAGUUCAAAGCGAACGCUGAGAAGACUUCGAGCAGCAGCAUAAAAACAGUGAAAGUGAAGAAGGAGUAGCCGAGCCUGACUGAAGCCUGAAGUGCUGAGUCUUCCAGGUGAAGCAUGUGGGCACCUGUUCCAGCAGAUGGAGAUGAGCCGUACCUCCUGGAGA
This is a messenger RNA of Rattus rattus (black rat), 321 nucleotides long. RefSeq names its product ATP synthase subunit epsilon, mitochondrial-like. The coding region runs from base 72 to 227 and encodes 51 amino acids. Gene Ontology annotation, cellular component: mitochondrial inner membrane. The transcript has a single exon. Gene Ontology annotation, molecular function: proton-transporting ATP synthase activity, rotational mechanism. Gene Ontology annotation, biological process: proton motive force-driven mitochondrial ATP synthesis. Lineage: Eukaryota; Metazoa; Chordata; Mammalia; Rodentia; Muridae. The record is from RefSeq and is a predicted model, not a curated record.